Molecule: messenger RNA, 1093 nt
Organism: Scaptodrosophila lebanonensis
Lineage: Eukaryota; Metazoa; Arthropoda; Insecta; Diptera; Drosophilidae
Exons: 1
Coding region: 4-1023 (339 amino acids)
Source: RefSeq, a predicted model, not a curated record
GUGAUGUCUGACAAUUCGGAUGAGAAUUUAAAUUUGUCCAACUCACAGUCGCGCCUGAUUGAGGUGCACCACGUGGGCGUGACAGCCAAAUUGCAAUCACCACUGUCCAAAUUGUUUCCAGGCUUGAGCUCAACAACCGAAACAGACACAUUUCCAGAUUCCAAAGCCGAAUAUAAUAUGUUUCGGAACGAGACGCAGGACGAGAGCACAGAAACCACUGUGUUUUCGUCACCCCGCGUGCUCUACGAGCUCCACGCAGAGCCGGAGAAGCAACAGCGUCUGCUUGCCAAGAAAAUAAAACCUCAACGUAUUGAAUUCCAGCGCUAUUGCAAGGCCAAGCGCCCACAUGUUCAAGUGCCGCCACGCAAACGUAAAAGCAGAACCAAACAGGCUAAGGCGGGGAAAAAGGAAAAAGAGCAGCAGAACAGUGGCUUCUUUCAGCGUCUCUUCUCCUCACUGGACAACAUGUGCAAAUGCCACCCGCAGAGUGCGCGAAACAUCAUCGACGAUCUGCCCGAACCGCAGUGGAAUAAAAAGGCGGCAUCCCGCCACACCUGCAUUGGCAUCUAUCCCUUUGAGCAUGGCUGUGCGGACUAUUUAAGCACCACAGACACACAUCCCAAAAUCAAUUCCAUAGUACUGGCGGAUCGUGCCACUACCUAUGCAACACAUUUCUGGGCCGAGUUCUUCGGUCUAUUGCAUAUUGCCGUCGCAUUUGUUGUAGCAUUUGUUCUUCAGUUUUAUCGCUUCAUCCUCUAUUCGGUGGUCAACACUCUUGUCGUUGGACUGCUCCACACCACCUCGGAUUAUAUGAUCAAGCCGGCACUGACUGUUGUCUUCAAUGGCUUCCUGCAACCGCCCCUGAUCUUUAUUUAUAAUAUUUUGUGUUCCCUGCGCGACAUUGUGGAUCCCGUAGCCGACACCGUCAACAAUCUGAUGAAGCCACUGGCCAUGCUGUGUGCCAACGUACGACUGAUUAAUGUUAACUACAGGAAUGUGCGUCGGCUGAACAAGGAUGUUUAAUUUGUCAUCCAGUCAAUCACUAUAUUCUUGUGUUCUAUAUAUUAUUUCUCUUUAUACAGUUUUCUUUAAA